AAAUCCAAAUUUACAUACAAUUAAAAAACAAAAGUGAUAAUUGCCCUCAAUGUAUUUGAAUAUUGUGUGCUAAAAUCCUAAGAAUAUCUAGAAAAUAUUCUCCAUAAUUGAUUCCGAAUAUAAAAUACCCCCUGCAGCUACAACAAUGACAAAUGUACAUUUUCAAAUUUACACAAAAGUUCUUCUGAUAACCCUGGUGCUCACAAUCACACAGAAGAAUACAAUGGCGUUGGGCGCAACUAUAGAUGACGAGGAUUGUCCCUCCCUAGAAAAUGCAACAUCAUUGCAACCGUCACAACUAAUACAACGUCUAACACAUGUCUGCCGCUACGAUCGUCUAGAAAGACCGAUUGAAUACAGCGACAGUGGUGAACGUUAUCCCAUUAAAGUUAAGGCUAGAAUAUAUAUUUAUUAUAUGCAGAAUCUCAACUCAGAUUUGUUACAAUUCAAAAUGCACGCCCUGCUACAGUUAAGUUUCCAGGACAAACGACUGGCCUAUUCACACUAUGCCCCAAUGAAAAAGGACAAUAUACUGGGACAAAAACAUAUGAGCGAACGCCUAUGGUUGCCCCACAUAUUCUUUGCCAACGAACGUGAAUCGAAUAUUUUGGGCACCGAUGAAAAGGAUGUCCUAACAUCAAUCUCGCCCGAGGGUCACGUCAUUAUAUCGACACGACUGCAAGCCACCCUCUAUUGUUGGAUGAAUUUCAAGAAAUUCCCAUUCGAUGAGCAAUCUUGUUCGACCAUACUUGAAAGUUGGAUGUAUGACAACACCGAAUUGGUACUUCAAUGGGAAGAUAAGUCGCCAAUAUCAUUCGACCCGGACAUGCGAUUGACUGAGUACAACAUGCAGCGUUAUUGGUACAAUGAGACAGUAGUCGUUUCCAAUUAUGAACACCUGCGACAUGGUGCCUUCUAUGGUAACUACAGUUCAUUGAGUUUUACGGUGCACCUAAAUCGAGAAAUUGGAUUUUAUUUGAUGGAUUAUUUUCUACCCUCAAUGAUGAUUGUGGCCAUAUCUUGGGUUUCAUUUUGGUUGCAAGCAGAUGCUUCUCCUCCACGAAUUAUGUUAGGUACCAGCACCAUGUUGUCGUUCAUUACCCUCUCCUCUUCACAGAGUAAAACCUUGCCCAAAGUUAGUUACAUAAAGGUUUCAGAGGUUUGGUUCUUGGGCUGUACCUUCUUCAUUUUUGGAAGUCUGGUGGAAUUUGCUUUUGUCAACACCAUAUGGCGACGAAAGGAAAAUAUCGAGCUGAAGAAAGUCAACAGCAAAUACAUAAUCAAAUCAACACUGACGCCCAGACCGUCAAGACGGGAAAUAGGUUUGAACAACCAAUCGCGCACUAGAUCAUGUUCCAGCUUGGAUAAUAUAGUGUCCAGCACCGAAAGUGUCAUGAAUGGCAAUGUGAAUCCAGGAUUUAAUAACUAUUUAACAGUACAUAAUUUACCUAUAAUAACCACACAAUCGCCAGACACAGUUUCCAUUACCAGUAAUCCGAAUAGUGCGGGACAUGUCAUCAAUAUGGACAACAAUGGAAAGGACAAUGGCGAAAAUAAUAAAACAGCAGAGAACACAACAUUCACCACCAUGACACCACAAGAAAUUGCCAUGUGGAUUGAUCGACGAUCACGUUUCAUAUUUCCGCUUAUGUUCCUGGGCUUUAAUGCCCUAUACUGGACAUUCGUCUACUAUUUCUAAGACAAAUGCUUGCCAGUUGUCCAGAUGUAUUAUUGUUUUGAUUGUAUCAAAGUUUUAAGUCAUAGCAUUUAAGUUUUUUUUUUUUUUUUUUGAUAUAUAUGUGUAUUUAAUUAUUAUUUUCUUUGGAAUAACGACAGACAUAGACUUAGACACAUGUGCAUAUCAUUGUUAUCUCAUCACUUUGUAUAUUUUUGUGUGGCUUUGCCUCUAAUUUUAAAAUAUAAGAAAGUUUUACAUUAAAAAAAAUAUUGUAUGCCAUUCUUCA
Stomoxys calcitrans (stable fly) is the source of this 1964-nucleotide messenger RNA. RefSeq names its product pH-sensitive chloride channel 2 (gene SecCl). Gene Ontology annotation, molecular function: chloride channel activity; extracellular ligand-gated monoatomic ion channel activity; neurotransmitter receptor activity. Gene Ontology annotation, biological process: chloride transmembrane transport; regulation of membrane potential; chemical synaptic transmission. Bases 146 to 1699 code for a protein of 517 amino acids. The record is from RefSeq and is a predicted model, not a curated record. NCBI's taxonomy places the organism in Eukaryota, Metazoa, Arthropoda, Insecta, Diptera, Muscidae. Gene Ontology annotation, cellular component: synapse; membrane; neuron projection. The transcript has 7 exons.